This is a messenger RNA of Pseudomyrmex gracilis, 1010 nucleotides long. Its product is annotated as hairy/enhancer-of-split related with YRPW motif protein-like. The annotation marks the transcript as partial. Gene Ontology annotation, molecular function: DNA-binding transcription factor activity, RNA polymerase II-specific; protein dimerization activity; RNA polymerase II cis-regulatory region sequence-specific DNA binding. Gene Ontology annotation, biological process: regulation of transcription by RNA polymerase II; anterior/posterior pattern specification; regulation of neurogenesis. NCBI's taxonomy places the organism in Eukaryota, Metazoa, Arthropoda, Insecta, Hymenoptera, Formicidae. The transcript is spliced from 2 exons. The record is from RefSeq and is a predicted model, not a curated record. Gene Ontology annotation, cellular component: nucleus.
AUGCAAUUCGCCCGGGGGGGACUCCUGUCAGCAAGCGUCGCGAAAACGCAGGAGAGGGAUGAUCGAAAAGAAGCGCCGCGACAGGAUCAACGCGUCCCUCGGUGAGCUGAGGAGGCUGGUGCCGGCAGCCGCGAGGGAUCCUCACAGCGGCAAGCUGGAGAAAGCGGAAAUCCUGCAGCUCACCGUCGAGCAUCUGCGCACGCUUCGUAAUAAGGGACCGGAAGGUUACGACAGUACGAAGCUAGCUAUGGAUUAUCACGCGGUUGGCUGGGGCGAAUGCGCUGCAGAAGUGGGUCGCUAUCUGGUGACCAUGGAAGGCCUAGACGAACGGGAUCCCCUUCGAUUACGCCUGCUGUCGCACCUACAGAGUUUUCACCGCGAACAUCCGCCGUCAGCCGUGCCGUCGGUUGUAGCACCUACGACGUUGACGUCUACCUCUUCUACCGUCAGUAGUUACGAACCACCACCGCCACCGCCUUCGAGCACAGUGUCGAGCGGAAUGCCACCGGGUCCAGGAACUAUGCCAUCCCUACUCGGUGGCUGGGGCCAAUAUCCGGGUCAGUAUCCCGGCCAGCAGCAGGGCAAACCUUAUCGGCCAUGGGGCGCGGAACUGGCGUACUGACCUUGAUGUCUCGGCGCACAAUCAGCGACGAUCAUAAUUUGUCUCUGGUGCAAAAGUGAUAAGCGACUGACAAAGUUUUAGAAAUUUUUCAACAACUUGAUGUUUUAUAUCAAGUAUUUUCUGAAUAUUUUUUUACUUUUGACUAGCAAUAUUAACGUACCGUUUUUCUUAUAUCAGUGAAAUAAAGAGAGAGAGGAUUUAUUUAUCUAAUAAAAUAUCUUUGGUUACGACAGAGUAGCGUUCGAUUCUCACAAAUCAAUAUCUACUAAUUUAAAUAUGAAUUGUAAUAUUUACAAUUAGUAGAUCAUUUAUUAGACGUACAAGCGGCGCGAUUUUUUGCGCGCGUGCACAAAACGUAGUUUGUACAGUAUUUUAUAAAUGUAUCUCA